AUGAGGAGCCUCAGCUGCGGUGUCCCGGUGCUCCCCGGUGCUUCCGUACCUGUCAGGGCCGGCGGCUUCGGGGCGGCGCUCUCUCGGUCCUGGGGCUCAUGUGCGGAGCUCCUGAGUCCGCCGUCAGAGCGCGGGAGGCGGGAGUGUGCGUUUCGUCAUGUCGCUUUGAUCGGUGCUGUUCCCCUCCGCCCCCCGCGGCCUAUUGAUGCUGAUGACAGGAGCUGCCACCGUACACGUACACGCUGCUCUCUAAACGGCUCUGUUCAACUUCACUCACUCAAAAUGGCACCGGAGGAGCGCGUGCCCCUCUCACCGGCAGAGGGCGCUCUGAGCCUGAGGUGGAGCGGCUCCUGGCCCCUGGCCCCCAGCUCCGGUGGUGAGUCCAGGCAUGUGUUUGGGAUGCCUCCAGCACGUUUCGCUGCAGGCAGAAUGUGCAACACCUUUGAGCAUGUGUCAGAGCCUGGAGCAGUCUGCACCUGA
Knipowitschia caucasica is the source of this 480-nucleotide messenger RNA. NCBI's taxonomy places the organism in Eukaryota, Metazoa, Chordata, Actinopteri, Gobiiformes, Gobiidae. The record is from the annotation of a GenBank genome assembly.